AGUCUUGUUGCCGCUUCCAGGCGGCGUCGGACCUGUCUGAGCUCGAACCCCCAAGAACCCUCUCUUCCUCUGUACGGAAUCGUCGUUCCUCUCUACCUCUUUACUUUUCUGAUCGUAGGUUGUUCUCCUCGUCUGUUCCACGACCCGGCAGUGUGACAGUCAUUGAAUUUUGAGUGGCCAAUUUCAUCCACGAGCGUGGCGAGACGGAGAGAUGUCGAAGACGCUGGUGCAGCCCAUAGGGCAGAAGAGGCUGACGAACGUCGCGGUUGUUCGGCUCAAGAAGCAUGGGAUGCGCUUCGAGAUAGCCUGCUACAAGAACAAGGUCCUCUCCUGGCGCUCUGGAGUGGAGAAGGAUAUAGAUGAGGUUUUGCAGUCUCAUACAGUUUAUUCCAACGUGUCAAAAGGAGUUCUGGCGAAGUCGAAGGAUCUUAAGAAAGCAUUUGGAACUGAUGAUCAAACAAGAAUUUGUUUGGAGAUUUUGCAAAAGGGAGAGCUGCAAGUUGCAGGAAAGGAAAGGGAGAUCCAAUUCGCUAGUCAGUUUAGGGAUAUUGCCACAAUUGUUAUGCAGAGAACCAUUAAUCCUGAAACUCAACACCCUUAUACGAUUAGCAUGAUUGAGCGUCUCAUGCAUGAGAUUCAUUUCGCUGUUGAUCCAAAUAGCAACUCAAAGAAGCAGGCGCUAGAAGUUAUCCGUGAGCUUCAGAAACACUUCCCAAUAAAAAGAGCGCCUAUGAGGCUAAGAUUCACAGUGGCCGAACAUAAUUUUUCUUCUCUCCUCGAAAAGCUCGACACUUGGAAUGCCAGCAUUAGUUCAAAAGAUGAAAAUGGAAAUCAAAUAUCUCUUAUAUGUGAAAUAGAACCAGGCUUCUAUCGAGAUUGUGAAACCUUGAUGAGAAAUCUGCAGGGUAGAGUGGAAGUGCUAGCAUACUCUGUCCAUGCAGAGGGAGACACGCAAGUGGAGCACUAUGAUGAACAUGAAGAAGCCCCACAACAAAUUCCUGAUUCCGAUGAUUCUGUGCUCAAGCUGAGAGAGAAAAUGCAGAAACAAACUAUCUCUUCCGGAAAGGGGGCAAGCACCGAGGGCGAGGUAAAGCAGAACAAGUGCAGCACAUGCAAUACAGUCGUGGGUGACUCGAAGCAAUAUAGAGAACAUUUCAAGAGUGACUGGCACAAGCACAAUGUUAAGAGAAAGGCUCGAAACCUCCCUCCCCUUACUGCAGAAGAGUGCUUGGCUGAUUUGGACUUGGACGACUCGAAAGCCGACUUGAAGGAAUACUCUUUUUAAGCUUAGUUCGAACUGUGAUGGAUAUCGGCUGACAAUAUACUAUGCAUCUUCAGGAUGAGAUACUAUGCAGAAUCAAGUGUUCGAGAAGCUUUUUUGAGCCGGGUUUAGUAGAAUAAUUUUGUUCUGUUCUCCGGUGUUCUACUUUUUUGCAUUAUAGGUUAGAUUAGAUUUAUAUAGACAGAUAUUUUUUGAGUGGGAAACUUUUUGUAAGUUCAGAUGACUUCUUUAAGGAACUUGAAGUGUUAAGGCUAAUAGUUAAUGGAGUGUUUCAUCCCACUGCAA
Punica granatum (pomegranate) is the source of this 1567-nucleotide messenger RNA. The record is from RefSeq and is a predicted model, not a curated record. Lineage: Eukaryota; Viridiplantae; Streptophyta; Magnoliopsida; Myrtales; Lythraceae.